Lucilia cuprina (Australian sheep blowfly) is the source of this 813-nucleotide messenger RNA. RefSeq lists its product as uncharacterized. Bases 102 to 743 code for a protein of 213 amino acids. The record is from RefSeq and is a predicted model, not a curated record. Lineage: Eukaryota; Metazoa; Arthropoda; Insecta; Diptera; Calliphoridae. The transcript has 2 exons.
AAUAGAAAUUAAAACUGAAAACAAAGAUUACAUCUAAUGGAAUAAUGCAAGUGAACGCUUAAGAUGACAGACAGUAUAAUUCCGACAAUUAACUGUGAAACAUGAAUUUCAAAUUUUCAACAACAAUUUUCAUAAUUUUAAUAGCGAUCGGUCUAGAAGUCAUUUCGGCUCAAUCUACACAAUACUCCGCUUACAUAAAUAAUAAAGAAGAUGAACGUAAAAUUAUUGGACAAUUUUACAAUUAUGUGGAUAUUAUAAUGAACAUUAAACUGGACAAUAUGUUGAAGAUGACCCAAGAAUUUACAGAUACUUUAUUGGACUCUAUACCACUAGGGGAGCGAGGCAAUACGGCAGAGUUGUUGUAUCAGUAUAGAAUGAAUUCACAGCGUCUCAGAGAGCAAGGAGGCAGUAUAGAAGACAAAGAGAACUUAUUAAUGGAAUUGCAACAGCUGAUUGCCACCAUUAAAUCUGGUUUGGCCAAACAGGAAAAGGAAGAUAUUAUUUUAAGACGUGGCCUUUUGGGCAUGUUUGAAUUAUUAGCACGACUCUCCAUAGAGGAAAGGAAAUGCAAUAAUAGAUUUUCUAAAGCGGCCACUGUAUUACGUCAACGUUUCACUGAAGAGGGCAUAGAACGUCAUAGAGAACUUUUCGAUUUGUUGCAAGAACUCAACGAUGAACAUAACAUUGUACAGAGAGAAAAAUUAUUUGCCCGCUUUAAAGAACUAAAAGCUAAUGAAAUAUAAAGUAGUUUUAAAUAUUUAACAACAAUUUAUUAAUAAAAUAUUUACUAUAAAUAUAAAAAAAGAAAUCGAA